AUGUCGUCACGCGCCUCACGCCAUAGCGUCUCAACGACAAGCAGCAAUGCAAGCCGUGCCAGUGUAAGCAUCUGGGAUGCCAUCGGAAGCACCCCGCAGACCACGCCCUUCAGCUCGCCGGCGUCGUCACUCACGAGACCGAGCUCGCAUGAUUCGACUGGAACUGGUGCGCUGCUGUUCAGUCGACCAGUGAUCGUUUCCUUCUCGAAAGGCACAUCUCUCUUCCGUAUCCCGCUGUCGCGGAUUGAUGUCUGCAAGGAUGCUGCUGGUGGCAUCCGCAAGAUCAAUAUGAGCUCCGACUCGUCAAUGCGGGAGAAUGUCUUCACGCUCAAUUUUCCGAACAGCCGCAUGCCGAUACCACACCUCGAACAACCAUAUAGCGCUCGGUCAAGCUCCGCUUACCGCAUAUCCUUCCUUGAAGAGCAGACCCUACAGUCCGGCGGCAGCUUGUUCCAGGGGAAACCCAGCUUUGCAUUCGAUCGAUGGGAAGACUGUCUACGCCUGCAGGAGACGAUACUCGGUCAGCAAGUCGUGUUUGUGGGAGGCAUGGCGGAGGCAAAGAGUAAGCGAGGCGAGGAGUGCAUCAGUCAGAACUUGAGGAUACUGCAUUCAAACAGCUCUGGAGGGAAGGCCACCAUGAUAUUCUUCACCAAUUCGCAGCGGCGAGAGCAAAGGAGAUAUGUCUCUGUGCCGUUGAGUGCCGUCAGCAAGAUAGAAACCUCACGGAGGUCGAUCACGAUGAAGUUGAGCGGUGACACAGAGCUGUUGGCGGAUAUGAGAAGUUUGACGGUGCAGUUCCUUGAGGAUGACGAUCGUGAGCGAUUCCUCGGUAUUGUCAGGAAUUGA
Molecule: messenger RNA, 846 nt
Organism: Cyphellophora attinorum
Lineage: Eukaryota; Fungi; Ascomycota; Eurotiomycetes; Chaetothyriales; Cyphellophoraceae
Exons: 1
Coding region: 1-846 (281 amino acids)
Source: RefSeq, a predicted model, not a curated record